AUGUCGCCCGAUCACGGAUCGUCGCGGUCGCGACGGGGAGUUUGGAGCCACUGGGUCCCUCUCGCAGUCACUCUUACAGUUGCUACUGUAGGUGUGGCUGCUUGGGUUUGGAGCCAGCGAAAAGACGGAGAUGACGAAGACGAGCACUACGGCUUAGACUACGGCAACCAAGCUCGCACAGGUGAUAAUCAACCCCACGGUUCCCGAGAUAUCAAUUCGCGCGAUUUUCAGGGCCCCGAGAAACCACCACGACCUGAUGGCCAGAGCCAAGGAAUUGCGCCGGCGGACGAAGAUGCGGCCGGCGGAGGCUGGGGCUCGCGCAUGUCUGGUGCUCUACGGCGAACACCGAGCCCGCAGCAGUUCUUUGACUCGACAGGUAAGACUGUGGCGGCUGGUGUCGCAGCUGCGAGUGCAGCUAUGGGCAAGGCUUUGGCUAGCAUUCGCGAGGAGGACAAGAGCCCCUUUGACGAUACCAACCCCUGGCAAGAGGAAGCAGAUGCUAAGAAAGAACGAGCGCCCGCCGAUACGUCGUCACCACUCGUCGGCGGCAAUAGGCGACGCAAGACGGUUGCGAUUGUGGUGUCUGCCGAGACAGGCGCCGUGCCUGAAGAGGAGGAUUCGUUCCACGAGCACGCUUCUAUCCUCUCCCACAUCCCUCGAAACAUCGAUCACUCCAAGGUUAAGCUAUUUGUUCUGAUUUACGCUCCUGGUUUGAAGGAACCUGCUAUGGAUACUGCUACUAGUAACCUUCCGCCAACUUCGCUGAGCUCUUCAUUUUCUAACAUUGGACACGAUCAAGUUCAAACCCCAGCUGAAGAGUCAAAGAACCAGCUUGAAUCCGCAAGCCCUUCUUUUAACUCCAUCUACUCACAGGCUCUAAGUUUGGUCGAAAAGGAGACAAUGGUUCUCCCAUUCACCACACCCAACGGCCACGUCCAUAUCCUGCGACACCUCCAGCCAGAAGUCAUCUAUCUCCAGAAGGCUCUCUCUGGUCAGGAUGGCAGCAUUAUCACCACCCUCCAGACCUGGCUUCGACAUGACGUCAUUCUGGUUGUUGGAGCUGAUGGUGGUUCUGGUGGAUUGGCAGAUAGCGAGUCUGAAGCCGAGAGGGCCGGAAAGAGCCAGGAAUGGUGGCAGCGCCCUGAACGAGUUGGACGAGGACGUGGAGUUGUGGUUGUCGACAGUAUGAGGCUGAAUGAUGAUUGGGCGCGUCGAGUUCAGGGCCAGGAGUGA
This is a messenger RNA of Fusarium musae, 1233 nucleotides long. RefSeq lists its product as uncharacterized. The coding region runs from base 1 to 1233 and encodes 410 amino acids. NCBI's taxonomy places the organism in Eukaryota, Fungi, Ascomycota, Sordariomycetes, Hypocreales, Nectriaceae. The transcript is spliced from 3 exons. The record is from RefSeq and is a predicted model, not a curated record.